Messenger RNA from Coffea arabica (coffee), 1291 nucleotides. NCBI's taxonomy places the organism in Eukaryota, Viridiplantae, Streptophyta, Magnoliopsida, Gentianales, Rubiaceae. The record is from RefSeq and is a predicted model, not a curated record.
UCAAAUACAUACCACCAACCUGUGAAUCAAUUUUGCAUUGGAAGUUUUAAAAGUGAGAAGAAAAUGAAGCUAUUUUAUUUCUUCAUUUUAUUAUCCAUGAUGAAUUUAUGUGAUGCCUCAAGCAAGAAGACUCAGGUCAGGAAAACGUUGAGCAGUUCAAAGAAGAUCCCUGUCAAGUCCAUCAAGAGCCCUGAUGGUGAUAUUAUUGAUUGUAUCAACAUUUAUCAUCAACCAGCAUUUGAUCAUCCUUUGCUCAAAAAUCAUACCAUUUUGGUGAGCCUUUCUAUCCCACCCAAAAGCAAGACAAGGGAAAAAUCUCUACAACCUCGGAAAGGACCAAUUGGUGGGGGUGAACUAUUCAAAUCCAAUGCUCAUGGCCAAGAGGAUAAAAAACCAAUUGCUCAGUUAUGGCAGUUGGGUGGGAGAUGCCCUGAAGGAACUAUUCCUAUUAGAAGAAACCAGAAAGCAAGAUAUGCAAAGAAGGAGCACAGAAACUUUCCCCAGCUCGCUGGCUUUUCCAAUCACGAGUAUGCAUAUGCAUCUGUCCAAAGUAACGUGUAUUUGGGAGCAAAGGCAACAAUAAACCUUUGGCAACCCCAAGUGCAGGGCAGUGGUGAAUUUAGCUUGGCUCAAAUAUGGGUUCUUGCAGGUGCUAAUUCAGAUCUGAACACCGUUGAAGCUGGUUGGAUGGUAUUUCCAAGUCUCUUUGGAGAUAGCAACACAAGACUUUUCACUUACUGGACUAGUGAUGGUUAUAAUUCCACUGGGUGCUACAACUUGCGCUGCCCUGGCUUUGUUCAUGCCAGUAAUUCAAUUGCAUUAGAUGUUGCCCUUUCACCAGUUUCUACCUAUCAUGGUGCUCAACAUGAAAUCAUCCUACAUAUCUUUAAGGACCCAAAGCAAAAUGUGUGGUGGCUACAACACGGGAAUGACGAUGUAAUUGGUUAUUGGCCUGCUUCCUUAUUUAAAGACCUAGCAGACAGUGCUUCACUAAUUGAAUGGGGUGGAGAGAUAAUAAAUAAUGCUCAAGAUGGGCAACACACCACAACUCAAAUGGGCAGUGGCCAUUUUGCUGAAGAACAAGCCGGAGGGGCAAGUUACUUCAAGAAUCUUCAAGUAGUUGAUCAAUCCAACGCCUUAGUCCCUCCUGGUGAUAUCAAAGCUGUAGCUACGAAGCCGAAUUGCUACAACAUAGUACCUGGAAAGAGUGAUGAUGCCGGAGAUUACUUUUACUUUGGUGGACCAGGAAGAAAUCCUAAUUGUCCAUGACCAAAGAUAAUGCAACUUGAGA